UUCACUGUUCCAGUGAGAGGAUCUGAAGGGCUGUAUAUGGUGAAUGGACCGCCUAGCUUCACAGAGAGCUCCACGUUUCAAAGGGACUCUGGGAGAAACUGCAAGGCUAUUGCUUUCAGCAAGGAUGGCUCCCUCUUUGCCUGGUGCAAUGGAGAAAAAGUCAAUAUUGUUAAUGUCACCAGCGCCGAGUUCCUGCGUUCCUUUGAUCUUCCAAAGGCAGUUUGCCUUGAAUUCUCGCCAAAGAAUAGUGUUCUGGCAACAUGGCAGACCUACUCAAAUGCUAAAGAUGGCAGAGGUGGGCAGCCCAACCUACAACUUCAUGACGUGAAAACUGGAAAAUGUUUAAAAUCUUUCAUCCAGAAAAAGAUGCAGAACUGGUGUCCUUGUUGGGCAGAUGAUGAAAGCAUUUGUGCCAGGAAUGUAAACAAUGAAAUGCACUUCUUUGAAAACAACAACUUUAAUACUGUUGCAAAUAAGCUGCAUUUGCAAAAGGUUACUGAUUUUGUGCUAUCUCCGGGACCACAGCCAACCAAGGUGGCUGUGUAUGUGCCAGGCUGUAAAGGCGCGCCGUCGUUCAUCAGGCUCUAUCAGUACCCCAACUUCGGUGGCCCUCAGUCUGCGCUGGCCAAUAAGAGUUUCUUCAAAGCUGACAAAGUGACGAUGCUGUGGAACAAAAAAGCCACUGCUGUGCUAGUAGUAGCUAGUACAGAAGUUGAUAAAACAGGUGCUUCAUACUACGGAGAGCAAACUCUUCACUACAUUGCAACAAAUGGAGAAAGCGUGAUCGUACAAUUGCCAAAAAAUGGUCCUAUUUAUGAUGUUGUUUGGAACCCCAAUUCUGUCGAGUUUUGUGCUGUGUAUGGUUUUAUGCCUGCCAAAGCAACAGUUUUUAAUCUGAAAUGUGACCCUGUGUUUGAUUUUGGAACCGGUCCUCGCAACGCUGCCUACUACAGCCCCCACGGACACAUCCUGGUGCUGGCAGGAUUUGGAAAUCUCAGGGGACAGAUGGAAGUGUGGGACGUUAAAAAUUACAAACUCAUUUCCAAGCCGAUAGCCUCGGACUCCACGUACCUGGCUUGGUGUCCAGACGGGGAGCACAUUGUCACCGCCACGUGAGACGGGGAGCACAUCGUCACCGCCACGUGCGCGCCCCGGCUGCGCAUCGGCAACGGCUACAAGAUCUGGCACUACACGGGCUCGCUGCUGCACCAGCAUGAGGUGCCAUGGAGCGAGGAGAUAUGGCUGGUGUCCUGGCAGCCCUGCCCCGACGGCGCCUUCCCUGCCAAGGCCGUGCAGUACCAGGCGGUGCCCAGCGACCUGCCCAGCGCUGAGCCAAAGCCCGCCCAGGCUUACAGACCCCCAGCCCUGAGGAACAAACCCGUCACGAGUUCCAAGCUCCACGAGGAUGAGCCACCACAGAACAUGAAACCACAGUUGGGAAGCAGUGAUAAGCCACUCUCUAAAACAGCUCUCAAAAAUCAAAGGAAACACGAAGCGAAGAAAGCUGCUAAGCAGGAGGCCAGAGCUGAUGCGAACCAGGAAUCUACAGAAUCCUCAGCAUCACAGAACACACCACGGAGCGCUGUGCCUGCCGUUACGUCAGGAGAUCCUGAAGUUGACAAGAAGAUAAAGAAUUUAAAAAAGAAACUGAAGGCAAUUGAGCAGCUAAAAGAACAAGCAGCUGCUGGCAAACGGCUCGAGAAAAAUCAGCUGGAGAAGAUUCAGAAAGAAACUGCUCUUCUGCAGGAACUGGAAGACCUGGAGCUGGGCCUUUAA
Molecule: messenger RNA, 1776 nt
Organism: Mesitornis unicolor (brown roatelo)
Lineage: Eukaryota; Metazoa; Chordata; Aves; Mesitornithiformes; Mesitornithidae
Gene: EIF2A
Product: eukaryotic translation initiation factor 2A, 65kDa
Exons: 13
Biological process (GO): translational initiation
Cellular component (GO): cytosolic small ribosomal subunit
Molecular function (GO): ribosome binding; protein binding; mRNA binding
Source: RefSeq, a predicted model, not a curated record